GCACCACACAUGAUUUUCCAUUGAACAACACAUGGCGGACGUGCCUGCAGACGCCCCGGAGAGUUGUCCCGGUACGGCCAGCGAGCUUGCCGGCAAGGCAUCUCCGUGCCAGGGCUGCCCCAACCAGUCCAUCUGCGCAUCCGGAGCUGCAAGAGGACCGGAUCCCGAUGUGGUGGCCAUAACGCAGCGCCUCUCCUCUGUGAAGCAUGUGCUGCUGGUUCUCUCUGGCAAGGGCGGAGUGGGCAAGAGCAGCGUGACGUCGCUGCUCGCCAGUGGCCUGGCAGCCGGCGCCGGAGAACCCAAUGUUGCUGUGCUGGACGUAGACGUCUGCGGGCCCUCCCAGCCGACCAUCUUGGGUCUCCAAGGAGAGCAGGUGCAUCAGAGUGGCUCCGGUUGGUCUCCUGUGUUUACGGAGGACAAUGUGGCCGUGCUGUCGGUGGGAUUCCUGACGGGCCCCGACGACGCCGUCAUCUGGAGAGGUCCGCGAAAGAACGGUAUGAUCAAGCAGUUUCUGCGGGAUGUGGACUGGGGCGAGGUGGACUUUCUGCUGGUGGACACCCCUCCCGGAACUUCAGACGAGCACCUGAGCCUGGCACAGUACCUUAAGGACUGCAACCUGGACGGGGCCCUGCUGGUCACAACGCCGCAGGAAGUGUCGCUGCAAGACGUGCGGAAACAGGUGGGGUUCUGCCGCCAGGCAGGAAUUCCGAUCCUCGGCAUUCUGGAGAACAUGCGGGGAUUCACGUGCCCCAAGUGCAAGGUGACGAGCGAGUUGUUCCCUGCCAACACGGGAGGCGCUGCCGCUCUCUGCCAGGAGCUGGGACUGCCAUUUCUAGGAUCCCUGCCGCUGGACCCGACGCUUGCCAAAGCGUGCGACGAGGGAGUGCCCUUCCUCCGCCAGUUCCCAGAGGCUCCCGCUGCCCGUGCCUGCACCCAGCUGGUUCAGAAUCUGCUAGGUCGGCUGACUGGUGGCGACAUCCGAUCCUAGCGGCCAUUCCGAGACCUGCACAGAAGGAGCGUUGGGAGGAGCGUCGUCGUCUGCGAGCGAUCGGUUGAUAGAGACGGUCCUACUUGUUGCGAAGCCAGGAGGCUAUUUCCAUCAUGACAAACUCGCGCACCAUGUCGUCGGGUAUCUUGGCGAUGGCCUCUUGCGCCUUGACCCCGCCGUCCUUGUAGUAGUCGACGAGGGCUUCGGCGUACUUGAGCCAAACGCAGUUGGAGCAGCCGCUCUUGCAACAGUCUUCGUCGCCCGGCGGCGUCGGCGGUUUCUUGUUAUCCGUCGAUGAGUCGUCGGACUCUUCAAAACGCCGCGAAGGCGGCUGGCUGAAGCGACGGAGGCGCAUCAUGCCGCAUCGGUCGGCUAAUAGCUUGGUCAACGUUUUCGCGCGCAUACCGAUGCUGUUGAUCAGCAGGCGUUGCGUGGCUGGAGGUCGGCCCUUGGGUCAUCUCGGAGUCAUAUUUAGGUGUUCUUGAAAUAAACCGCUCUUGUGCGAUGUUUUUCUUCGGUGCUGGAGUGAA
Molecule: messenger RNA, 1518 nt
Organism: Ixodes scapularis (black-legged tick)
Lineage: Eukaryota; Metazoa; Arthropoda; Arachnida; Ixodida; Ixodidae
Gene: Nubp1
Product: cytosolic Fe-S cluster assembly factor nubp1
Exons: 11
Coding region: 32-988 (318 amino acids)
Biological process (GO): iron-sulfur cluster assembly
Cellular component (GO): cytosol
Molecular function (GO): ATP binding; ATP-dependent FeS chaperone activity; 4 iron, 4 sulfur cluster binding
Source: RefSeq, a predicted model, not a curated record